ACUUUUUGGCUGGAGCUGGCUGGCACUUGGCCAGAUAUUGCGCCUGUGCCAACUGGCCUCGAAGCUCCUGAGCUGGUGUUUUCCUUUCGCGUCUUACAGCCCUCUCGCCGGCUUCAUUCACCCCGAGGCCAUUCGCAUCUCAACCUCUGGCAGUUCCCACCUCGAGCCAGUCAUUCCUCUGCUACAUCGCGGUCUGAGUUUUUGUUCCCGCCGAUUCGCCAUCUUCGGAGCUCGAGACUGCGGCCUCCGCGCAUUCGAAACCGCAGCCAGGCAACAGGUUAAUUACCCAAGCUGACACCUCGCCUCCUCGACACUCCCUUCUUCCACAUCACAUCGCCAAUCUUCACAUGAGAUAGCUUCCUCCUCCACCCUCUUCAGGAUGCAUUUCCGCGACUUCGCGCCCUCGGCGCUCCUCACCACGCUGCUCGCAGCCCCCCAGCUCGCGUCGGCCUUCUACCUCCCUGGCGUCGCGCCAACCUCGUACAAGCCCGGCGACAACGUCCCCCUAUACGUCAACAGCAUUAAGCCUGUCGCCGCGCCCCAGGACUCUCGAUUGCACUCCGUCGUCUCCUACGACUACUACCACCCCGCCUUCCAAUUCUGUCAGCCCAAGGAUGGUCCCGAGUAUGUGUCGGAGAGCCUGGGCAGCAUCCUCUUCGGAGACCGCAUCAUGACCUCCCCCUUCGAGCUCAAGAUGGGCCAGAACGAGACCUGCAAGUCCCUCUGCAAGGCCACAUACAAGAAGGAGGACGUCAAGUUUGUCAAGAAGCGCAUUGAGCAGGGCUACAGCUUGAACUGGCUCGUCGACGGGCUCCCUGCCGGUCAGCAGAUCCAGGAUCAGCUCACGGGAAGCAUUUUCUACAGCUCUGGCUUCUUGCUCGGACAGGACGAUGACAACGAUAACAUCCUUUUCAACAACCACUACGAAAUCAUUGUCGAGUACCACGAGGUCAACAAGGACCCGAACCAGCUCCGCGUCGUUGGCGUUGUUGUCCAGCCCUACUCCAACCAGUACGGCAGUAAGGUCGACUGCAACGUCGAUAGCCAGCCCAUUGUCUUUGGCAGCCAGGACGGCAAGUCCCAGGAUAUCCAGUUCAGCUACAGCGUGUACUGGCGCAAGUCUGACACUGCUUGGGCCACUCGAUGGGACAAGUACCUGCACGUCUUUGACCCCAAGAUCCACUGGUUCUGGCUCAUCGAUACCGCCAUCAUUGUCGUCAUCCUCGUGCUCACUGUCAUGUCCAUCCUGGUCCGCGCCCUGAAGAAGGAUAUUGCUCGCUACAACCGCCUCGACCAGCUCGAUCUCGACGACCUUGGUAGCAACGGCGCGCUCGAGGAUGGUGGCGUCCAGGAGGACUCCGGCUGGAAGCUCGUCCACGGCGAUGUCUUCCGAAGUCCUUCGCGACCCCUUCUCCUCUCCGUCUUUGCCGGAAACGGCGCGCAACUUUUCGUCAUGACUGGCUGCACCAUCAUCUUCGCUCUUCUUGGUUUCCUCUCUCCUUCCAACCGUGGAUCUCUUGGCACCAUCAUGAUUCUCUUGUACACUGUUCUUGGCUUCGUCGGCGGUUACGUCUCUGCUAGAACCUACAAGGCUUGGCAGGGUGAGAAGUGGAAGCUCAACAUCAUGCUUACCCCCAUUCUUGUUCCCGCCAUUAUCUUCGGAGCCUUCUUCCUCUUGAAUCUCUUCCUGUGGGCCAAGGAGUCCUCCGGUGCUGUUCCAUUCACCACCAUGCUCGUCAUUGUCGCUAUCUGGUUCAUCAUUUCCAUCCCUCUGUCUUUCGCCGGUUCUUGGCUUGGAUUCCGCGCCCCUCAGUUUGAGGCUCCCGUGCGCACCAACCAGAUCCCUCGUCAGAUCCCCCCUGUCACCACCUACCUCAAGCCCUUCCCCAGCAUGCUGAUUGUUGGUCUCCUGCCUUUCGGUGCCAUCUUCGUUGAGCUCUACUUCAUCAUGAGCUCCAUUUGGUUCAGCAGAAUCUAUUACAUGUUUGGAUUCCUCUUCCUCUGCUACGGCCUCAUGAUUGUGGUUUGUGCCGCUGUCACUAUCCUCAUGGUAUACUUCCUGCUUUGCUCUGAGGAGUACAACUGGCAAUGGAGAUCCUUCCUCGCUGCUGGUAUGAGCGGUGGAUACAUCUUCCUCAACUGCCUGCUUUACCUCGUCACCAAGGUUCAGCUGGGCGGCCUGGCCGGUACCGUUCUCUACAUCGGCUACAGUGCCAUCAUCUCCUUCCUCUUCUUCAUCCUUGCCGGCUCCAUUGGCUACUUCUCAAGUUGGUGGUUCGUCCGCAAGAUCUAUGCUUCCAUCAAGAUCGACUAAGUACUGGGUACUCGGGAGGCCUAAGAAAGGCCACACAGAUGAAGAGCUCAUGAUAUCUGGAAUCUGGAGAGUAUGUAAGAACACAUGUACGACCAGCGUCUAGGACUUGAGAUUCAAGUCAUGGAUUUUCUACUCGCGGUAUGGGCUCGCUGGAGAAAGGUGACGGACGGCGUCGAG
Ilyonectria robusta is the source of this 2491-nucleotide messenger RNA. RefSeq lists its product as uncharacterized. The coding region runs from base 380 to 2314 and encodes 644 amino acids. Gene Ontology annotation, cellular component: endosome; fungal-type vacuole membrane. The transcript has 2 exons. Gene Ontology annotation, biological process: protein localization to membrane; vacuolar transport. Lineage: Eukaryota; Fungi; Ascomycota; Sordariomycetes; Hypocreales; Nectriaceae. The record is from RefSeq and is a predicted model, not a curated record.